Oppia nitens is the source of this 4307-nucleotide messenger RNA. RefSeq lists its product as uncharacterized. The transcript is spliced from 8 exons. Lineage: Eukaryota; Metazoa; Arthropoda; Arachnida; Sarcoptiformes; Oppiidae. Gene Ontology annotation, biological process: peptidoglycan catabolic process. Gene Ontology annotation, molecular function: N-acetylmuramoyl-L-alanine amidase activity; zinc ion binding; oxidoreductase activity, acting on CH-OH group of donors. Bases 126 to 4307 code for a protein of 1393 amino acids. The record is from RefSeq and is a predicted model, not a curated record.
UUACUGUAGUUAUUAAUGUCAACUACUGUACUGUAGUACAGCCAAAACCAAAAGUAUGUUUGGAUAUACAGUGGGUUAGACGGUAUGAAUGGGGCGCCCGUAGCCCUAAACAGCCGAUUCAGGCAAUGUCGCUACCCGUAGGCCAUGCAUUCAUUUAUCAUACAUCGGAACCGUUAAACUGCUUGAAUGGGAGCUCAUGUAUAUCAGUAGUCAAAUGGGCACAGAAUCUACAUAUGGAUCGGAACGGUUGGGACGACAUUGGAUACAAUGGACUGGUAGGUGGCGACGGACGGGUAUAUAUUGGUCGCAGUUGGCAUACAGUUAACUCUCGGGCAAGAGGUAUGUUUGAUCUGUCCGUAAAUUUGGCAUUUAUUGGUAACUAUGAUCAGGGUAGGCCUACCCUUGAGCAGUUAGAUGUGGCCAAACAAUGGCUACAGUGUGCCCGGGAAAUGGGUGCCCUCCGGAGGGACUAUCAAUUACAUGGCCAUAGAGAUAUACAGUGUAACACUACUAGUCCCGGUCAACAUUUAUAUGAUUUGAUUAGACAGUGGCCUAAUUUUCAGGGUGGACCAUUACCGGCUUAUGUAUGCAAUACUACUACUAGUGCUAUUAAUCUCAGGCACAAUCAACUGGCCUAUCGUACACCACUACCACCUAAACAGGCCUACGAUUACAUAGUAGUAGGCGCUGGUAGUGCCGGUUCAAUCCUAGCCUGUCGUCUAUCCCAAUGGGGCCUAAAUGUUAUACUACUUGAAGAGGGCGGUCCAGUAGAUGCAGUGUUUGAUGACAUACCUGGCCUAACACUUGAUCGACUAGCAACUGCACCGUCCUAUCGAUACUAUAGUAUGCAACGGCAACAAUUGACUGGACAUUCCUAUCGAAACAAUGGUCGACAAACAUUAUUAAUGGGUCGUGUAUUAGGUGGCGGAUCCACUGUUAACGGCUUGCUUUAUAAUAGAGGUAAUCGCAAAUUUUACGACACUAUAGCCUCAAAAUACGGUGCCAUUGGUUGGGAUUACGCGAGUGUUUUGCCAGUAUUCAAGCAAAUGGAAAACAAUACCGACCCCCGGGUUAGCGAUCAGUAUCACGGCCGACAGGGACCGGUAGGUGUAUCCACACCGGGUGAACCGUAUCCAAUAUAUUUGAUACAAGCCCAGGUGGCCGGCCGUGAAUGGGGACUGGACUUAACAGAUAUUAAUGGUGCAAAUCAAACUGGGUUUACAAUUGCACAGUCGACUAUUGUCGGCAAUGGAUUACGAUCGUCGACUAGCAACGCCUAUUUGGAAAAUAGUAGUCUAUGUCCCCAGUUGACUAUUGUUACCGGUGCCAGGGUAUCCAAAGUGAUAAUCAAACAUACAAAUACACUAAACAAUGGAGAUAUCCAUCCACGGGCACAGGGAGUACAAUAUCAUAAAUAUAAUCGUACCUAUAAUUUAUGGGCAAACAGGGAGGUAAUUAUAUCGGCAGGUCCUAUAGCCAGUCCACAGCUACUGAUGCUGUCGGGCGUCGGACCGGCCGAUCAUCUCAAUAGCAUCCCAGGUAUCGGUGAAGUAUAUGCCGAUCUGCCAGGUGUUGGCUCAAAUCUAUGCGAUCAUUUAGGGGUAACCAUUGAUCUACCUGUACGACCUCAACAACAAUCAUCCACCAGCAGCACUGGUAGCUUAGUUGGCCAAUCAUCACCAAAACUAUAUAACCUAACUCAGCUGAUCCAGGUUAACCUUGAGGGUCAGGGUCCAAUGUCACAAUUGUCAAAUACAAUUAUGUAUAUGUCUAGCCAGGUUAACCCUGAUAAAUCAUAUCCCGAUUUGUUUAUCAUGUUUACGGCCAAACAAUCGGGUAGUUUACCCGAAAUUAAUUUAUAUAAACCGAUUAACCAAUCGACCCAACCAUUACUGAACCGGCAGUUUGACCAAUACAUCCAUGAAAUCUCAUCAACCGAUUAUCUACGAUUAGCUGCCGAACUGAUUAGACCCGACAGUUGCCGGGGAACGGUACGUUUGAUGACCAGUAGUAUCGAUGAUCAACCCGUUAUUGACCCAAACUAUUUGCCUACCGAUACCACCGAUAGGCAACGUUUACGUGAGGCCAUACGGGAAUCAUUCCGUUUUGCCGAAACUACUAGUUUCCGCCAGUAUGUACGUACACCUAGCGUACCGAUGCCACCGUGUAGAUAUUGUUCCCCAGGUAGUGGUAGUCCUAUCUACCAGUGCCCGAGUUAUUUGGAUUGUCUGAUUGACAGCUGGGCCGGUACCGAAAUACAUAUGGUCGGCACGUGUCGUAUGGGUGACCCCCAGCGUAGGGAUACUGUAGUCGAUCCCCGAUUGCGUGUCAAAGGUAUCCAAGGGUUGCGUGUAGUCGACUCAUCCGUCUAUCCGGAGGCAAUCAAUGGCAAUACUAAUGCCGGGGCGAUGUUGGCCGGCGAGAUGGGCGCCCGAUUCAUACGUGAAGAUUGGUGGGCGGGGGAGGGACUACAGCACAACCAGGUGGCCAAUCGUACACCACUGCCACCGAAACACCGAUACGAUUAUAUAGUAGUCGGCGGCGGAACUGCCGGUGCUAUUGUCGCCUGUCGUCUAUCUGAAUGGGGUUCGGAUGUCCUAUUGCUUGAAGAGGGUGGUCCUGUCGAUGCCCUAUUAGAUGAUAUACAUAGUAUCAGUACAGAUAAAACACGACAGGCCUAUCGUUUCUAUAAUAUAAGUCGACAGCAAUCAACUGGUCAUUCCUAUCUAAAUAUGGGUCAACAAGUGCUGAUCGGGGCUAAGGUUUUAGGUGGCGGAUCCACUAUCAAUGGUCUGGUUUAUAAUAGAGGUAAUCGUAAAUACUAUGAUAUGAUUGCCUCAAAAUACGGUGCCAUUGGUUGGGAUUACGCGAGUGUUUUGCCAGUAUUUAAACUAAUGGAAAACAAUACCGACCCCCGGGUUAUGGAUGAAUAUCACGGCCGUCAGGGACCGGUAGGUAUAUCGACACCGGGUGAACCGUAUCCUAUAUAUUUGAAACAAGCCGAGGCUGCUGCCCGUGAAUGGGGACUCGACUAUACGGAUAUUAAUGGUGCAAAUCAAACAGGGUUUACAAUUGCACAGUUGACUAUUGGGGCCCGGGGUUUGAGAUCAUCGACUAAUAAUGCCUAUUUGGAAAGUGGUCUAUGUCCCCAGUUGACUAUUGUUACCCGGGCACAGGUAUCCAAAGUAAUAAUCAAACGUAACAACAACAAUGAUACUGCCCGUCCUCUCCGGGCACAGGGAGUCGAGUUUCGGAAAAAUAAUCGUACAUAUAGUGUAUUAGCAAACAGGGAGGUAAUACUAUCGGCAGGUCCAAUAGCCAGUCCACAGCUACUGAUGCUGUCUGGUAUAGGACCGGCCAAUCAUCUCAAUGGCAUCCAAGGUAUCGGUGAAGUCUAUGUCGACCUACCGGGUGUUGGCUCGAAUCUAUGCGAUACCGUCGGUGUACCACUAGAUCUGCUAAUACGUCAGCCAUAUCGGGGCCGGCUGAUUGGCCAGUCAGCAUCGGCUAGCCUCGAUAACCUGACUCAGCUGAUCCAGGUUACUCUCGAAGGUAGGGGUCCAAUGUCCGAAGUGGUCAAUUCGGUAAUGUAUUGGUCAACCAGUGGUAACCGGGAUAAAUCAUAUCCAGAUUUGUUGGUCAAAUCUAAUGCCCGACUAUCGGGUGCGUUACCAUUGAUUAGUUCAUAUGCACCGACAUCUAAUACAACAGCUAACAGUGCACUACUGCACCGGCAGUUUGAACAGUACACUAGCGAACAUCUAGCCAACGAUAAUCUAGUAUGGUCAAUUGAACUAGCUAGACCAGAUAGUUGUCAAGGUCAGGUACGUUUGCGGACCAGUAGUAUCGAUGAUCAACCCGAGAUUGAUCCGAACUAUUUGCCUACCGGUACCAGUGAUCGACGACGUCUACGUGAGGCCGUCCGGGAAACUAUACGUUUUGCCGAAACUACUAGUUUUCGGCAGUACGUACGUCUACCUAGUAUACCGAUGCCACCGUGUAGAUACUGUUCCCCAGGUAGUGCUGGUGGUGAGGGUAGUCCUGUAUACAAGUGCCAGAGUUAUAUGGAUUGUCUGAUUGACAACUGGGCCGGUACUGUCAUACAUAUGGUCGGCGGCUGUCGUAUGGGUGACCCCCAGCGUAGGGAUACUGUAGUCGACCCGCGAUUGCGUGUCAAAGGUAUCCAAGGGUUACGUGUUUGCGAUUCAUCCGUCUAUCCCGAAGUAAUCAAUGCCAAUACUAUGGCCGCGGCGAUGUUGGCCGGCGAGAUGGGCGCCCGAUUCAUACGCGAAGAUUACGGGAAUUAA